AGAGCAGCGACCAGAAGACCAACAAGCUCCGAGCGCAGGAGGGAAACGCGCGACCGAGCUGAAGUCGCGCCAGCAAAAGAAACUAGUCUCGAGUACGUUUCAAAAGAUACGAUGCGAGGAGUGGAGGAUUCGAUCACUCAAAGAAUCUGGCGGCAGCAGCAAGGCAGACCCCAAGAGGAGGAAGGGGAGAAUCGCGAGAAUCUCGUGGCAACGGUCAAGGUUCAGGCCACUGAUAGCCAGCAACGAGCUCCUAGCGAUGAGGACCCAGCAAGGUCGCGUGGGAAGCCAGCAGACCGGCAGGGAACGUUUGGGCUGCUCCUAGAGGGAGGUCGAAUCAUCAAGAUAAUCGCUGGCUCGCCGUCGGAGCGCAUCGGCCUGCAGGUGGGGGAUCGACUAGUCGGCAUCAACGACAUCCUAGUUGACGAGGACAGCGCUGGUCGCUUCCUCCGCGAGGCUUGGGGGCUGCGCAAUACUCGAUUCAAGCUGACGGUCGAGCGAAUAUCUCCUGUGUCGAUGCUUGCACGUACCUUGAACUUUCUGAUUGACGGUAAUCGUCUCAAGGAGAAAGGAAGUAGCGCGAGGCAGCUAAAAGAUGGGACAGAGGCACGAAAAACUGUGAGCAUCGACGACUUGUUGAGUUGGAAGGUCCACGCUGGGGUCCCAUCGUCUUCGUCUCGUUCCAACAUGUAAGCUUAUCAAUAAAUCUCAAAGAGGAUUG
Molecule: messenger RNA, 718 nt
Organism: Guillardia theta CCMP2712
Lineage: Eukaryota; Cryptophyceae; Pyrenomonadales; Geminigeraceae
Exons: 2
Coding region: 112-690 (192 amino acids)
Molecular function (GO): protein binding
Source: RefSeq, a predicted model, not a curated record